Silurus meridionalis is the source of this 6491-nucleotide messenger RNA. RefSeq names its product glutamine and serine rich 1 (gene qser1). The transcript has 13 exons. Bases 260 to 5449 code for a protein of 1729 amino acids. The record is from RefSeq and is a predicted model, not a curated record. Lineage: Eukaryota; Metazoa; Chordata; Actinopteri; Siluriformes; Siluridae.
GGAAAAGAGCCAAAAUGGGGAGCACCACCACCGCCGCCGCCGCGCACAUCUGAAUGUGUUUGUGUUGUAUAUUUUGGAGAGUUUGUUCCAGCCAGUGAUCAUCGCACAGCUUCUCCCAUGCACAUCCUCCACCGCGGAUCUCCAGCGACCCCGGCGCAAAAUUCCCCCUAUUAACAUGUGAUCGCGUUGUGCUUGAUGUGUGAAUGUUCCACAAAACUCAGUCGGGAAGCAGCGUGAGUCCCGAGCCCCUCGCGGGAGCAUGGACGGACGCUACAUGGGUUCGGGCUUCGCAGAGCGGCGGGCCACAUCAGGCGAGACCGUGGAUUGGGCCUACACCAACCCAGUCAGCUCCAGCUAUGGUGUGACUCACAUAGAGACAGAGCAUCCCCAACAGCAAUCCUACGCCUCAAGUCAAACACUCACCACCUACACCACCUCUCAUCACCCCACAGGUGUCUUCGAUUCCAGUCUGCACACCACCGGAAUCAGCACUACUGAAUCAUCAGUCAUGAAUUUCCUCUCUUCCAUCGAAUCCCGAGGCCUUCAGGCUGGACCUGUAGCCACAUCUCUGCUUCCCCAGUUCAGAACUUCGCCAUGGCAGACUGGCACAAAUUCUUCAACAGAGCUCUUUCUUACUGGAGCAUUACCCUCUUCUGGAACAUUUCCUACCCUGUCAGCUCUUUCUUCCUACCAGCACCCCAGCCCUUUUCCUACUCGCAGUUUUGCCACCACGUCCGCAUUAACUGUUCAACACACUACAUUUACCCCAUCGAAUGGCUUGCUUUCAUCUAAUGACCCUUUACUUCAGAUCAAACCCUCCCAAACCACUGUGCCAACAGCAUUUGCAUUUGAACGCCUGGCUGGCGCUUCUCUGGGUACUAGCCUUCCAGUCCAGUCAUCCACAUAUCGUUCAGCCCAGGAAUCUGCACCGCAUCUCCUACAACCACAGUUCAGCCUUUUACCCUCUUCUUUGAGUAACUCUCAGCAGACAAUCCCACCUUAUGGUGCCCCAGUUUUCUCCAGCUCCAUCGAACGAGCACUUCAGCGUGAAUGUAGUGUCAUCAAGCACCACCAGCGGCCUUCAAGCACCCAGCCAGUACAGCAGCAGCUGUCUGUCAGUGCGCAACAUUCUUUGCCAGAUUACCUACCUGAUGGUGCAGAUGUCUCCUACCAAGAUCCUUCUCGACAUUCACCUGUUUCAAACAGCCCCAGUGGAAUUCCCAGACAGGCCAAUAAUAGCGCCACUCAGCAGAAAACAGCCACAGUGCAGCUGCAGCAAACACAGACACAUUCCGCAUCUGUGCCCUCUUCAAGAUUUUCCUCCACAUGCGGAGUAAAAGCCAAGGACGAUUCUAACAAAUCAACAGAACAUCUUGGUGAAGGCUCAGAGUUGCACGAUCAGGCAGUCUCAUCACCCAUGCAGCAGCAUAGGUAUUCUUCCACAGCUCAGAAACACAGCUCUGUGAUUGCCAGCCAGUCACAAACAUACACAUCACCACAGCUUUCCAGCUUGAUGUCCAUCAGCCCUUCCCAGACCUACAUUACGUCUCAGAGCCUCAUAAGCAACCUCAACGAAUCCCAUGCCUUUUCUUCCAACCAGUCCGAGAAGCUACCUUCCAUAUAUAAAACGUUGCCAUCACUGGCAGCUCAGUCAGAAAAUGAGACAUCUGUUAGCCACUCACUUCUUUACUCUUCCGGCCAGAAGUCCAUAAUGUCUCAAGCAUCAAACAGAGAAGAGUAUGAUGAACCGGCACAAAGACUUUGUAUGGCCAAUGCCUCUAACAAUUAUUCUUCCAGUCAGAGUUUGUCUACUGUCAGUUAUUAUGCCCAGGGAGCCGAAUCUGUUAGUCCUUCUCAGAGCUAUGCAUCAGGUCAGUCUGUCACACCAAGUCCUCCUUUCUCUUCUUCCUAUGCCCACAGCUUACCAUCCAGCAAUUCCACCCAGGAUUACACCCUUAUGCAGCCUUCUCCAAGCAAGACUGAUGGUAUGCUGUUGCAGCAGACCCAGAAAUACUUGCUGUCUGACCAGUCAACAUCCUCCCCUGCUACUUAUACACAAGCCACCCAGAACAACCAGUCCUCAAUGGAACAAUCCCCAGCCAAUAGUAAAAGGAAGGAAAACGAGGGUCUGUUUCUCACUACCAAAGAAAACUGUGUCGAGCUCACCAAUGCAAAUAUGCAAGCAUUACAACAGACUUCAAUAAGUAGCAGUUCUACCCAGACUCUUACAAACAUUGAUGUACAGAGCAAUGUUGUAUAUGUUGUUUCAAAAAUGGAUGACAGACACGCCCAUAGCGUGAUCCGAAGCAACUCUCGGUCUGAGGAACAGUUAAUAGGUUUUACACCAAUGUCCUCCGUAAAGGAUGAAAGAAUGAGUACUUCAAUUGGGCAGUUGGUAAGCAAUGCCACUUCUCAUGUAACCUCUUGCACAAAAAACAACUCUACAUUAUUACAGUCCUCCCACGUGGCCUUGAACACUGACCAGUUGAAAGAACACCCUGUGCUUCUCAAAAUUCCCACUGCUCAUCAAGAAGACCACCAAACUCAAAUUAACAGAGGAGAUCAGAGGCAGUUGUUACAAGAACAAGCCCAGUUUGUUCAUCUACCCAGUGCCCAAGUCCUGCUGGAGCCCUCACAGAUGAUCCUUCUUCAACAGCCUUUGCUCCAUGCAGGACUAAAUCAGUCUAAGCAUGUUCAAAUGCAGCCAGUUUCUGUUCAGUUCUUGCAAAUGAAUAAUGAACUCUUGAAUUCUGCAGUCAGUGCAAUUGAGAGUCCACAAAUAACCCACCAAGUUGUGGAUGCCACAAAGCUACACCAGAAAGACACUUUCAUCACUACAACAAAUCAGCAUGAUGCCAAGCAGCACUUUACCUUAAGCUCUGUCUGCUUUCCUGAUGCCAUGCUGAUGGCAGAUGAAAGGAACAUUCUAUCCAAUGUAGAUGACAUCCUGGCUGCCACAGCAGCCGCCUGUGGAGUUACACCACAGGACUUCAAAACCUCAUCCUCUGAAGGGGACUUAGCAUUGAUAUCCAGCCCAUCAGAAACCAAGUGCCACUAUGAGCUAGGUAAUAACAAGCAUGAAGCUAAUAGCUUCUCUUUACAGCACAUGAUCUCAAACACACAGACAAUUACUUUAUCUAUAAAUGGUGGUCAGCUGAUUACAGACAUUCACAAAGAAGUUGAUGGACACCAGGCAUUUACACCACCAAACUCUCACACACAGCAAAAUAACUCCAAGCAUGAAAUAUCUGAGAAAGUCACAAAUCACCGGGGGAAAAAUGAGGUAUCACUCAAGGAACAUACUAACAACGAUUUUUCUCUGAAUUCUAACGAAGGUACUAUAAACACAUUUGCAAACAACCACACAGACUUUCACCUAACCUCUCAGGAAUAUAACUCCACUGGGUUUGGGGAAACAGACAAAAAUAAGGAUCAAUCCAAAGUGGUGAAGAGUGUUAAGAUAGAGGAAAAGUUUGCAGAAUGCUCCUCUGAUGGUCUUUCUAAAAAGCGAGGCCGGUCAAAAGGUUCUUCCAAGCAAACUACAAACGAAGAAAAUGGUCAACCUAAAGCUCAAAAAAGAAGCGGCCAAGUAAAGCGUCAGAAUUCCAAAGGAAGUGAGACAAGUUCGUCUUCUACAUCUGAAGGAUGUCUUGAUAGCUACCAACAACAGGAAAGAAUUCGGCAAAAAAUAAGAGAGGUCGAAGAAAAACAGCCAGAAGUUAAAACUGGCUUCAUAGGAUCUUUCCUGGACUUUCUUAAAUCUGGACCCAAACAGCAAUUCUCCUCUUCACCGAUACGGUCACCCAACCGCACACGAAAGCCUUCAGUUCCCAAAAGACCUUUCAAUCAGUCGGUGCCUCCUAAACCUUUAGCCCCAACAACUCCAAUGGUUUCACCAGAUAUCAAUACUGUAAGCUCUACUAAGAGACUGGAUGAGGAGCUUCAGAAGAACUUGGAGACGCUUCCAUCUUUCUCUUCAGAUGAGGACGAAUCGGUUGGUAAAAACCAAGACCUUCAAAAGAGCAUUAGUUCUGCACUUUCCUCGCUAGACGAGCCCUUAGACAAGCAUCAGUCAGAAAGCAAAGGUUCACAUGACAGCACAAGUCAAGAGCAGUCUGCUGAUGCUGAGCUAGUCAACACACAGUCUUUAGAUACAAAGCUGAAGCAGCAGCAAAAGCCUGGGUUAAAUGAAGUACCAGUGGAGGAACUGGUGAAGAACAUACCUCCCAACAAACUUGCGGUGUGCCUGGCCACGGUAGCUAUCGAAGGCCUCACUGAUGAGGAACUGUCGGACAGUGGGGAGGAGGGCAUGUACCGAGAACGUGAUGAGUUUGUGGUGAAAAAUGAGGACAUAGAAUCUCUUCAGGUCACACUGAAGGCAGGAAUAGAACCUCCAGCCAUUUGGAAAGUGCAAAAGGCUUUGCUGCAGAAAUUCAUACCUGAGCUGAGAGAUGGGAAACGUGUGUUUUCAGCGACUAAUAGCUAUCUGGGUUACUUUGGAGACGCUAAGACCAUGUACCGGAGAGUAUACGUCAAGUUCCUGGACACUGUGAACAAGCGGGAGUAUGUGCGAGUGUGCAACAGAAAACCAAGGUGCAAGCCCAUGCAUUCCAUGAGAGGCUCUCAGAAGGCUCUGCUGGCCCAGAGAGCUGCUGUGCCAGUCGCGUCCGACUCCUCCGCUCUGAAAUCCAGCACAAAGCAAAGCUUGUCCAAACCCAGGCCAAAGCAGCCAAAAGCCAAGGCCGAACCUCCACCGAAAAAGAGGAAGAAAUGGAAGGAAGAGUUCACAGACUCAACACAGUUGGCUUCUCCAGAAGGUGAAGAUGACGAGUUUACACCUCCAGUCCCGUUUACCUCCCGUUUCCUCAACACCAGGACGAUGAAGGAGACCUUCAAGAGUUUUGUGGAGCUCCUGAUCAGCCUUGCUCUAGAUGCAGACCUCAUGAUCACACUGGAGAGAGAGAACGAUGAACUUCUGCUGCCUCAUAUGAAGAGAGUGGAUGGCAUGAUAACGGACAACAGGAGGAGGCUGCUGCCCAAACUCCAAGUGGGUCAGGUGUUCAAAAACGCUUUAGACAGCUUUCCCGAGUUGUCAGUGGUGACAGAGCUGAAAACAGAUGGGGAAACUCCCACUUUAAAAGUCAGAUUGAGUGGGAAGACAUACAACAGGAAGACCAUGAAACCUUCUAAAUCUGCUGUUAAACUUCCCUUGGAGUACACAGUGGAGCAGCAGAAGGCUCAUUGGUUUUCUCUUUAUCAUUCACUGCAGCACUACAAAUAUCACACAUAUGUGAUGUGUAUGGAAGAGAUUUCACUGUUGCGCUCCCGCGGCGUGGAUCUGGGACAGGAGGAGACUGUGCAGACGUGUAUGGGGAACCGAGUGUGGGUGGAGGGCUUGUUUGAUCGCUUCGGAGAUCUUCUGACACAGGUGCAACAGGUCUGCCUUUAAUCAGACGGUAGCCCAGGAGAACAAAUGGGUGCAGUUCAUGGGCCCUUUCCAAAGCACUAACUAACCAGAUGGUUAUGGAGAAGAACCAGAAACCUGAGAAUCAUCUGAAAACACUGAUAAAAAGAUUCAUCAUGAGGAAAGAUGAAACUGGAGAAGUGUCAGGACAUGAAGCAUUCAAGGUUAUGCCCAGAUAUUAGAUGAUUAGAAUAAAGUAGAUUAGAUUAAUCAAGAUUUUUUCAGGAGAACCAUGAAAAAGCCUGAGAGGAUCAGGAACCACGAUGAAAGCUAAUAGAUGAUGGAGAGCCAUAAAAAGAAGUGACGAUUCAUUAAAUGGAAAAGCAUUAAGCAAGAAGAUUUCAUGCCAUUAGAAUACGAAAAAAAAUGUGAAAAUGAAAGAUAUAUAUUAUCAGGAGACUGUAAGAACAUGAAUUGAAGAUAAGAAGCUGGAGAAACACACAAAAUGGAAAUAAAAAAAACAACAUUUUAAUAGAUGGGAAGAUCAGAAGAACAAAAGCAGGUGUUCUUUAUUUUAUAAAGAAUUUACACAAAGAAGAUCAGCCGAACCUGAGUGUCUGUUCUUGGAACAGAACCACAGAGAAAAAAUUGAUUUUACUCAUUUUCUUUAUUUUUAUUAGUUUUAAGUAUAACAAUUUUAUAUAUAUAUAUAAAAUUGUUAUAUAUUGUUAUAUAUUGACUGAUGAUCAUUCGUAGAUGGUUAAUGAAUGUCUGGUUACAGGGUGAUUUUACCUUGAGUAUUUGGAACACUAAUAAAAAAAUAAAUAAAAAAAGAGCAACAUUAGAGAUUGGAAAAAAAGCUGGGUGCUAAUGAUUGUAUAAAUAUAUAAAUACAUAGAUUUAUAUGUUAAAAAAAAAAAAAAAACUUUCUAUAUGAUCGUGUACAUUGUGUAAAGAGAGCUCUUUGUAUGGAUUGGACUCUUUAAUGUGCUUUUUAUAUGAGAUACAGAGAUUCUAAAAAAUGGAGUUGCUGCAAUUCCAACACAUUCUUUUUGUGAUUAUGUUGUAAUAAACAGCAUCGGAACUA